AUUUCGGAAGUACUAGAAUGACCUGACGACUUAUCCUGUCGACAUCUUGAGUUCAAAGCUAUCAGACAUAAAAUAACAUUAUACGUGUCGUACAUUUUACGUUGCGACCAUGUGGUAUGAAAUAAUACCGGGGUUUGCAGUUAUGACUGUUUGUCUGAUGAUCCCUGGCAUUGCUACGAACCUUAUUCACAAAGUCACUAAUGGUUACAAGGAGAAAAGAGUCGCCCGGAAUCCUUAUCAGUGGUAUUUGAUGCAGAGAGACGCGCGGUUGUCUGGAACAGGACAGUAUUACAAAUCCAAGGGUCUUGAAAACAUUCACUGAAGUACUUGGACCCCCUCCACCAUGAAAGGAUGUAAAACUGUCUAGAGCAAUUGUAUAAAAUAAAGUUAUGUUAAAGUA
This is a messenger RNA of Sardina pilchardus (European sardine), 400 nucleotides long. It is a transcript of the gene ndufa1, whose product is annotated as NADH:ubiquinone oxidoreductase subunit A1. The transcript has 3 exons. NCBI's taxonomy places the organism in Eukaryota, Metazoa, Chordata, Actinopteri, Clupeiformes, Clupeidae. The coding region runs from base 110 to 322 and encodes 70 amino acids. The record is from RefSeq and is a predicted model, not a curated record.